Messenger RNA from Lonchura striata (white-rumped munia), 1129 nucleotides. It is a transcript of the gene GPR157, whose product is annotated as G protein-coupled receptor 157. Gene Ontology annotation, biological process: adenylate cyclase-activating G protein-coupled receptor signaling pathway; cell surface receptor signaling pathway. Gene Ontology annotation, molecular function: G protein-coupled receptor activity. Gene Ontology annotation, cellular component: plasma membrane. NCBI's taxonomy places the organism in Eukaryota, Metazoa, Chordata, Aves, Passeriformes, Estrildidae. The record is from RefSeq and is a predicted model, not a curated record.
AUGGCCGGGCCGCUGCCCCCGACGCGGCUGCUGGCCGCGGAGCGCGGGGCGGUGCUGCUGUCGUGCGCGCUGUCCUGCGCGGGCUCCGCGCUGCUCCUGGGCUCCCAGGCGCGCUGGCCCGAGCUGCGGACGCGCCCGCGGCAGCUGCUGCUGCACCUCUCGCUGGCCGACCUGCUCUCCGCCCUCUCCUACUCCUACGGCGUGCUGCGCGACUUCCAGCGCACCUCGUGGGACUGCGUCCUGCAGGGAGCCCUGUCCACCUUCGCCAACACCAGCUCCUUCUUCUGGACCAUGGCCGUGGCCCUCUACCUGUACCUGACCAUCGUCAGGGGCUCGCCCACGGGCACGGGCUUGCUCUGGGGCUUCCACGCCGUCAGCUGGGGUGUCCCCCUGGCCAUCACGGUGGCCGCUGUGGCUCUGAAGAAGAUUGGCUACGACGCCUCCAACGUUUCUGUGGGCUGGUGCUGGGUCAGCCUGGAUGCUGAGGAUCGGCUCCUGUGGAUGCUGCUGACGGGGAAGGUCUGGGAGAUCCUGGCCUAUGUCACCCUGCCCGUGCUCUACAUCCUCAUCAAGAAGCACAUUAACAGAGCACACGCCGCUCUCUCCGAGUAUCGCCCCAUCCUGCCCGGAGCGCCGGCCCUGCAGCCCCCCGCCAGCGUGGCCGACAAGAAGCUGAUCCUCAUCCCCAUCAUCUUCAUCUUCCUGCGCAUCUGGAGCACGGUGCGCUUCGUGCUGACGCUCUGCGGCUCCCCGGCCGUGCGGAACCCGGUCCUGGUCGUGCUGCAUGGAAUCGGGAACACGUUCCAAGGAGGAGCCAACUGCAUCCUGUUCGUGCUGGGCACGCGGGCGGUGCGGGCCCGGCUGCUGGCCCUGCUCUGCUGCGGCCGCCGUGGCCAGCCGGCCUGGCCGGGCCGGGGGUCCCCCGGCCCCCGGCAGCAGCCGCAGCCCCGCGGCGACAAGGACGUGCCCGACCCCGGGCGGACCAAGCCGCUGCUCCCCAGCACCUGAGCUGGCCCCGGAUGCUGCUGGUUGCUUCUCUCAGGGUAAAAGUCCAGAGGAAAGCUUUCCUCCUGCCCUGCCUGUGCGCCCCUGGGAGGGCUGGGGACAGGGAGCAGGGACACGGAGCAGU